Molecule: messenger RNA, 2546 nt
Organism: Oryzias melastigma (Indian medaka)
Lineage: Eukaryota; Metazoa; Chordata; Actinopteri; Beloniformes; Adrianichthyidae
Gene: hnf4a
Product: hepatocyte nuclear factor 4, alpha
Exons: 10
Coding region: 458-1822 (454 amino acids)
Biological process (GO): cell differentiation; positive regulation of transcription by RNA polymerase II; anatomical structure development
Molecular function (GO): nuclear receptor activity; zinc ion binding; RNA polymerase II cis-regulatory region sequence-specific DNA binding
Source: RefSeq, a predicted model, not a curated record
GGAGCAGGAGUGAUAGAGCUCUGGUGGACGAACGCUUUUUCUACCUGUGUAGAGCAGUCCUACAGAAGUGGCUGAAGCUGUGCUAUCUCUUGUUAAAAAAGAAAAACAACAAAAAAACAGUGAUUCACCACUGAAGAGAGCUGGUUAACCAUCAACCAACACACUCCACCUCUCCUCUGGUUAGCUGCAGGAAGAAGAGUGAGCGAGGAGCUGCUGUCAGUCACUGCUCCGCUGUCUGACUCCUGCAGGCUUCCAUCACACCCAACCGGGCCAAGGAGGUGUUCUGCUAGAACUAGGCGGGGUUAGGCCUAAAGAGAAGAAAGAAGGGGGGGCUAUCUGAGGUGUGUGAGAAAAAGGAUAGAGCCAGGAAAGGAGGAGGAGGAGGGGGGGUGAAUUGGUUUCUUGGACAAGUCUUUCGCUGUCAGGUAGAAUUUGUUUGCUCAAACCGCUGGUAGACAUGGACAUGGCAGACUACAGCGAGGCUCUGGACCCGGCCUACACCACGCUGGAGUUCGAGAACAUGCAAGUGCUCCCCUUGGGCACAGACUCCUCACCGGCCGAAAGCGCCAACAUGAACGCCACGGGCCACCUGGCCGCCGGCAGCUUGUGUGCCAUAUGCGGAGACAGGGCGACGGGCAAACACUACGGGGCCUCCAGCUGUGACGGCUGCAAGGGCUUCUUCAGACGCAGCGUCCGCAAAAACCACAUGUACUCGUGCAGGUUCAGUAGACAGUGUAUAGUGGACAAAGACAAGAGGAAUCAAUGCCGAUACUGCAGACUGAAGAAAUGCUUCAGGGCUGGCAUGAAAAAAGAAGCUGUACAGAAUGAAAGAGACAGAAUCAGCACGAGGCGAUCCAGCUAUGAGGACAGCAGUUUACCAUCCAUCAACGCACUGAUCCAAGCAGAUGUUCUGUCCAGACAGAUCACGUCUCCGACCCCGAUACUGAACGGUGACGUGAGGACCAAGAAGAUCGCCACCAUCACAGACGUCUGCGAGUCCAUGAAGCAGCAGCUGCUCGUCCUGGUGGAGUGGGCCAAGUACAUCCCGGCCUUCUGCGACCUGCCCCUGGACGACCAGGUGGCGUUGCUUCGAGCUCACGCAGGAGAGCAUCUCCUGCUCGGUGCUGCAAAGAGGUCGAUGCUCUACAAAGACAUCCUCCUAUUAGGGAACGACCACAUUAUUCCCAGGAACUGUCCGGAGCUGGAGGUUGGGAGAGUGGCUCUGAGGAUCCUGGACGAGCUGGUGCUUCCCUUCCAGGAGCUGCAGAUCGAUGACAAUGAAUACGCCUGCUUGAAGGCCAUAGUUUUCUUUGACCCAGAUGCUAAAGGCCUGAGUGACCCGGGAAAGAUCAAGCGGAUGCGGUAUCAGGUCCAGGUCAGCCUGGAGGACUACAUCAACGACAGGCAGUAUGACUCUCGGGGCCGCUUCGGCGAGCUCCUGCUGCUGCUGCCGACGCUGCAGAGCAUCACCUGGCAAAUGAUCGAGCAGAUCCAGUUCGUCAAACUCUUCGGCAUGGCUAAGAUUGACAACCUGCUGCAGGAAAUGCUCCUAGGAGGUUCUGCUAACGAAGCUCCACAUGCGCCUCACUCUCUACAUCCUCAUCUGGUUCAAGAGCACCUCAGCAGUAACGUCAUAGUGGCCAGCAGCAUGCCAACACCCAUCCACAACGGUCAAAUCUCCACUCCUGAAACCCCGAUCCCGUCUCCACCCACUGCCUCCGGCUCGGAGCACUAUAAACUGGCUCAGGGGGUCAUAGCCACUGUGCCCAAGCAGCCGACCUCCAUCCCUCAACCGACCAUCACAAAGCAGGAGGCCAUUUAACAAACAUGGGAGCUCAUUUUUAGGUGUUAUACCGCGGCCUUUUCAUGAAAGUAGCAAACAUACAAACUAUAAUUACAAGUUACCACACUUAUAGCCUUUCAGGGAUGUAUUUGUACAUAAUAUGUAGGUAAAGUUGAGCUUAAAAGCUCAAGGAAAUCCAGAUAAACUAGCAGCAUUUCAACUUUCCUGGCAUUUCUGCUGUUCAGUGAGACCUGAAACGUUCUCAGUGCUCAUUAUGUUGUGACAUGGUGAAAAAUAUAGAUGAUGUGAGUUUUAUGUGAAUGUUACAACAAGCCUUACUUUGUCACACAUUAAGUGUAGCUAUUUUUUUAUGUUCAAUAGGGGAAAAAAAGUUUGAGAGAAAGGCUGGAAUGGUUUCAGCUUUUUCUUUCUCUUUUAAGUAUUUUAACGGAUCCUCUCUGUGUCUGUGGUUUGUUGUAUGCACUGUUAAAGACAGGAGAAAUUCAGAGAAUCACUGUAAAAACGUACACUGAAAUAACCCAAAGUAUGUGCCACUUUUUAAAAGUCACAGGAAGGUGUUUUCCUCACGUGUUGUGAUGGUUCAGAAAAACUACAUUUAUUGUAUUUUUUUCUUUUGUUUAGUAUUUUUCUCAGUUAAACUCAAGAAAUAAAUUGUGCGUUGUGACCUAUACUGCCUUACACAAUAAGGAAAUGUUGUGCCUUACAAUGUGAAAUUCCUUAAUAAAUCUUGCAUCUAUUUUUA